Messenger RNA from Acanthopagrus latus (yellowfin seabream), 4122 nucleotides. RefSeq names its product glutamate receptor, ionotropic, delta 1b (gene grid1b). Gene Ontology annotation, biological process: synaptic transmission, glutamatergic; modulation of chemical synaptic transmission; monoatomic ion transport. The transcript has 17 exons. Gene Ontology annotation, cellular component: plasma membrane; postsynaptic membrane. The record is from RefSeq and is a predicted model, not a curated record. Bases 370 to 3246 code for a protein of 958 amino acids. Gene Ontology annotation, molecular function: transmitter-gated monoatomic ion channel activity involved in regulation of postsynaptic membrane potential; glutamate-gated receptor activity. Lineage: Eukaryota; Metazoa; Chordata; Actinopteri; Spariformes; Sparidae.
CGGAGGUAGAGAGUCAGAGCUGCUCGUCUGGCGGAUCUCAACCUCUGAAACAAACCCCCGGUGUCUUCUCUCAUCCGUCCCCGCUCCCCUCCUCACUCACCCGGGGUUGUUUCUCUCCGGAGCCCUGGACGCGUCUGUUUCUUUCUUUUUCCACCCUUCUUCUUCCUCUCGACUCCGGCCAACAGUUUGGUCUCUGGGAUUUGUUUUUUUAUUACUCCUCGGUGGUGAUUUUCAACACUGUUCCUCGCCGCUGCUGCUGCUGCCGCUUUUACGCGCCGACGCUUAUUCUGGAUUUUGCUCAUCACUGGAGAAAAACACAAAAAUCAGCGAGGUGGAUCCGUGGAUGCGCCUUUUUGGCUCAAGCUGGAGAUGGAAAUGCUGACAUUGUUAUUUCAUUCCCUGUGGAUAUUGCAAUGCAACACAGUGAGCGCCGACUCCAUCAUUCACAUUGGCGCCAUAUUUGAGGAGAACGCAGUGCGGGACGAUGAGGUGUUCCAGCUCGCCGUGUCUGACCUCAGUCUGAGUGACGACAUCCUGCAGAGCGAGAAGAUCACACACUCUAUUAAACUCAUUGAGCCCAACAACCCGUUCCAGGCGGUGCAGGAAGCCUGCGAGCUGAUGAACCAGGGCAUUUUGGCGCUGGUCACCUCGACGGGCUGCGCGUCGGCCAGCGCGCUGCAGUCCCUGACGGACGCCAUGCACAUCCCUCACCUGUACAUCCAGAGGAACAGCGAGGGGUCGCCGCGGACCGCCUGCCAGUUCAACCCGAGCCCCGGCGGGCAGCGCUACACGCUCGCCGCCCGGCCGCCCGUCCGCCUCAACGACGUCAUGCUGACUCUGGUGGAGGAGCUGCGCUGGCAGAAGUUCAUCGUCUUCUACGACAUCGAGUACGACAUUCGUGGCCUGCAGGGCUUCCUGGACCAGACGUCCCGUCAGGGCGUGGACGUGGCCCUGCAGAGAGUGGACAGGAACAUCAGUAAAGUCUUCACCAACCUCUUCACCACCAUGAGGACCGAGGAGCUGAACCGCUACAGAGACACGCUGCGCCGAGCCAUCCUGCUGCUCAGCCCUCACGGAGCGCACACGUUCAUCCAGCAGGCGGUGGAGACGAAUCUGGCCUCCAAGGACAGUCACUGGGUGUUCGUCAACGAGGAAAUCAGCGACACAGAGAUCCUGGAGCUUACCCACAGUGCACUGGGGCGCAUGACGGUGAUCCGGCAGAUCUUCCCGUUGUGGAGGGACAGCAGCACCCGCUGCAUGAGACACAACCACCGGAUCUCCUCUCUGCUGUGCGACCCGCAGGAAGGAUACCUGCAGAACCUGGAGGUGUCCAACCUCUACCUGUACGACAGCGUGCUGAUGCUCGCCAACGCCUUCUACAGGAAGUUGGAGGACAGGAAGUGGCACAGCAUGGCCAGCCUCAACUGCAUCAGGAAGUCCACCAAGCCGUGGAACGGAGGCUGGUCCAUGCUGGAGACGAUCCAGAAGGGCAACAUCACGGGUCUGACGGGGACGAUGGACUUUAAGGACGGCGGCUCCAACUCUCACGUCCAGUUCGAGAUCCUCGGCUCCAGCUUCAGCGAGACCUUCGGCAAAGACAUCAAGAGGCUCGCUACGUGGGACUCGGUUCACGGGCUGAACGGCAGUCUGAAGGAGAGUCGGAUCGAGAACGGCAUGCAGGGAGUGACGGUCAAAGUGGUGACUUUACUGGAAGAUCCUUUCGUCAUGGUGGCGGAGAACAUCCUGGGACAGCCGAAGAGGUAUAAAGGCUUCUCCAUCGACGUGUUGGACGCCCUCGCCAAGAUCCUGGGCUUCAAAUAUGAGAUCUACCAGGUGGCCGACAGUAAAUAUGGAUCUCAGCUCCUGAACGGCUCGUGGAACGGCAUGAUCGGUGACCUCAUCAACAAGCGAGCCGACCUGGCGGUGUCAGCCAUCACCAUCACGCCUGAGAGGGAGAACGUGGUCGACUUCAGCAAGCGUUACCUGGACUACAGCGUCGGCAUCCUGCUGCGAAAACCCGAAGAGAAGAUCAACAUCUUCUCGCUGUUCGCUCCGUUUGACCUCGCCGUCUGGGCGUGUAUCGCCGCCGCCAUCCCCGUGGUGGGAGUGCUCAUCUUCCUGCUCAACAGGCUGCAGGCGCUGCGCUCCUCCAACCAGAAUGCACCGCCGGGCCAGCCCACCAACGGCGUGGGGUCCGGGACUCUGCACAGCGCCAUCUGGAUCGUUUACGGAGCGUUUGUACAUCAAGGUGGGGACGGCGUGGUCGGCUCGGUGGCUCUGAGGAUCGUCAUGGGCAGCUGGUGGCUCUUCACGCUCAUCGUGUGCUCGUCGUACACUGCCAACCUGGCAGCGUACCUCACCGUGUCACGCAUGGACCACGCUAUAAAGUCGUUCCAGGACUUGGCGCGGCAGAUCGACGUGGACUACGGCACGGUGAGGGACUCGGCGGUCUACGACUACUUCAGGAACAAAGGCACCAACCCUCUGGAGCAGGACAGCACCUACGCAGAGCUGUGGAGGACCAUCAGCAAGAACAACGGCAUGGACUACUCUGUGUCCAGCCCGUCUGAGGGCAUCCGCAAGGCGAAGAAGAGUCCCUACGCCUUCCUGUGGGACAUGGCGGUGCUGGAGUACGCAGCGCUGACGGACGACGACUGCACCAUCACCGUGUCGGGAAACAGCAUGAGCAGCAAAGGCUACGGCAUUGCCAUGCAGCACGGCAGCCCCUACAGAGACCUCUUCUCCCAGAAGAUCUUGGAGCUGCAGGAGAAAGGCGACCUGGACAUCAUGAAGCAGAAGUGGUGGCCUCGCACCGGCCGCUGCGACCUCAGCAGCCACGGCAGCACCCACCCCGACGGCCGCUCCCUCAAGCUGCACAGCUUCGCGGGCGUCUUCUGCAUCUUGGCCGCCGGCCUGCUGCUGGCCUGCCUGGUGGCCGGGCUGGAGGCUUGGUGGAACAGCAACCGCUGCCGCCAGGAGCAGCCCAAAGAGGUUACUAAGGAUUACAGACUGGCAAGGGUUUCUGGUCCAUUGACAUAUAAUGACAUUACAACUGCUUCAUCGGAGGGGAGGAGGGACAUUUGGACAGACAGAGAGAGAGGCUGGGAUGAAGCAGAAGCUAUUGAUACAGGUCAGAAUAGACCUCCUAUACAACUAUUUAAAAUAAAGACAAAACAAAAGAAGACAAUCACAUCUGUGCCAUCGCCAACGUCCUUUUGUUUUGUUGAUAUUUUUGGUCAAUUGUAAAUCUGAAGCUGAGUAGAAACGUGCCUCGUUCCUGUUGUUCUGUGAAAAUAAAUAUUCCAGUAAAUGUGAACCAAAGUUAAAAUGCUGGGAUUUGUUUCAAGGCACCUAAAUUGAUUUAUUUUAACUAACAUCAUCUUUUAUAUUCUCCUCCAUGUAACCAUAAACUAAAUAACAUGAGUACACGUCAAAAUAUCAAACAAUCUUUAUUUGUAAUCAAAAGGUGAAAGAUCAACGAAGACGACCGUUAAAACCAAAACUUACAUCAGACGGCCUGUCGUUAAACUUUCUUCUUGCUCAUUAAACCUUCCACUGAUAAAACCGCUGAUGCUAAUUAUCAAUUUGCUUAUCAGAACAUUGAACAGGAAGUUAUUUACAGAACCAGAUGUCUCGGCUCGGUCAUAAUUGCAAUUGAUUAGAAUUUGGUCGUUUGCUCUUUGCAGACGACUUGAUGAUUAACGUCGGUGACGUCGCUCCUUCAGGCACCGACUGUCACCUUUAACUGCACCUGCUGCCAUUAGAAACCCUCCUGGUUCUUCAAGUGCCUUUCUGUUUCUCCUUACUUUGUUUCACUUGAUCAUCUUUUAACUGUAUGAACACAUUUCAUAAGGGCUGACCUCCGACCUCACUUUUACCUGUUGUUGCCGUCUUAAACAGAAAAAAACAGUUACACUGUGAUAAAUAUCUAAAUAAAUCCUGCAAGCAGUUUCAGUGCCUUUUAAUGCAAACACUUACAGAUUGGGAUCAUUUCUAACCCUUAAAAAUUACUUAACAAGAUAAUUACUGGUGCCCGUCCUCAAAUAACUGGAGGAGAAUCUGCGAUGUUCAUUUAUCUUCAGACUCGCUGUGUCAAAGUUAUUAAAGCAGAUUUGACAAAUA